AUGAGGCGCUCUUCCUGGAAGGUGGCGGUCGACGUUCCGCCCGAGGCGCCUCCGGCCACCAGGCCGCCCGAGCAGAAGAAGUGGCAGGCGGCGGCGACAGGGCAGCACGGCGCGGCGCCUUCGUGGAGGCAGUUCCUCUCCCUCUGCCUCGGCGCGACCGGAGUCGUCUUUGGCGACAUCGGGACCAGUCCGCUCUACACCUUUGGCGGCAUCUACCUCGAGCUCGGCAUCGACGCGCUCGCCGCUGCGGACCAGCAGAUGCGCGAGGACGAGCUGACGGGCAUCUUCUCCUCCAUCUUUUGGGUGAUUGCGGUCGUCGUCUGCUUCAAGUAUGGCGUCAUCGUCAUGCAAAUCGACCACAACGGCGAGGGCAUAGCGAGGAGCUCUGCCGGCGGCUCGCUCGCGCUGAUGCAGGUGGUGCUGCGCGCCGUCGGCACAAGGGCGGCCGAGCCGCGGCUGGUUGGCUUCACCGCGGCCCUCGGCAUGAUUGGCACCUCGCUGCUCAUUGGCGACGGCGCCAUCACGCCGGUGAUGAGCGUGCUCGGCGCCAUCGAGGGGCUCCCGAUCGAGAGCGACGCGGUGCUCGCCUGGCUCUGCGUCGCGAUCCUCGUCGUGCUCUUUGGCGUGCAGAGCUUUGGCUCCAAGGCGAUCGGCCUCGUGUACGGCCCAAUCAUGAGCCUGUGGUUCCUCGUCAUCUGUGCCCUCGGCGUGUACAACACGUGCCGCUACUCGGCAGAGGCGGCCAUCGUCGCGCGCGGCUUCAACCCGUACUGGCUCUGGCACUACUGGUUCUCGGGCACGUGCAGAGGGUACGAGGCCUGGAAGUCGCUCGCGGGCAUCGUGCUGACGGUGACGGGCGCCGAGGCGCUGUACGCCGACAUGGGGCACUUUGGCCGGCGCCCAAUCAUGACGGCGUGGUUCGCGCUCGUCUUUCCCUCGCUCGUCCUGCAGUACAUCGGGCAGGCGGCUGCGCUGCUGAGGAGGCCAGAGCUGCUCGCCGACUCCGCGGGCACCUUUUACGGCUCGGCGCCGUCGAGCCUGCGCUACCCGCUCCUCGCGCUCGCGAUCCUCGCCGCGGUCAUCGCCUCGCAGGCGCUCCUCUCGGGCGUCUUCUCGGUGCUCUCUCAGGCGGUGCAGGCCGGCUUCAUGCCGCGGACCAAGGUAGUGCACACCGACGACAAAAACAAGGGGCAGGUGUUCAUCCAAUCGGCAAACUUGCUGCUGCUCGCGCUCUGCAUCGUACUCGCGCUCGCCUUCAAGACGUCCUCCGCCCUCGCGGGCGCCUACGGGAUCGCCGUCACCACCACCUUUGUCGCCACGACGGUGCUGCUCUACCUGGUGCUGCGCCGCGCGUGGAAGUGGUGUGCCGGCUCCGCGCUGCUCGUGUGCCUCCCGCUCCUCGUCGUCGACGGGCUGCUCUGGUCGUCCAACCUGCUCAAGAUUGCAAACUCGGGGUGGGUGCCGAUCGUCAUCGCGCUGGCCGUCUUUGGCGUGCUGAGCACGUACAACUGGGGGCGCGAGGAGGAGGCGGCGCUGCUCCUCGCCGAGUGCGACGCCGAGGAGGGCGCGGCGUCCUCCGACAUCACGAGCAGCCUGAGAAUCCCCGCGCUCGAGGCGGCGGUCCGGGCGUGCGGCUACCCCCGCACCAGGGCCGUCGGCAUCUACCUGACGCCGUACGACUGGCGCGUGCCUCGCUCGCUCGGCACGCUGGCCGACGCGUGCGGCUCGCUCCCGGGCACCAUCGUCCUGCUGAACGUCCGUUUCGAGGACGUUCCCUUUGUCCCCGCCGAGGAGCGGGUCGACCUCGCCGUCAUCAGCGACGAGCUCGGUCUGUACCAGGCGUCGGUGCGCUUUGGCUACGCCGAGCCCCUCAACGCGGCGCAGGGCCUGCACGCGACCCUGGUGGCGGCCAAGCAGCCAAAGCUCUCGGCGCUCCUCGCCGCCCACGCGCGCCUGCCGACCAGGGCGUCGGCGCAGGUGGCCGCGCCCAGCGUGCACUACAUUCUCAACCGGCUGCACCACAUUGUCCGCCCAGAGCACGGCCCGCUCUGCCGGCUGCGCGUCUCGCUCUACAAGUGGCUCAAGCAGAACGAGUGCCCGGCCGUCGCCUUCUUCGGACUGGAGGACAACCGGACGCUGGAGGUGUGCAGCGUGCGCAGUCUGUGAGGGCGGCGUACGGCAUCCGUCGAGGCAUAAAACUUGCCGCAGCCUGCGGCGAUGGCGGGUCGGGGAGGCGGGUGGGAGGCGGAGCGACGGGGCGGCGGCGGAGGGCCCCAGGCGGCGCGGGCUGCGCGGCGACGGACAGGCAGGUGGUGACGGAGCCGGGCCUGUGGUGGCGGCGGCGACGAGGGGGGAGUUCGAGACGGCUCUCAGAGGGUGGGGCGCACCCGGAUACCGGCACUGGAAGCGUGCGCCGGGGGCGAAGCCGCCUGCGACGUGGGCGGGAACGCCGUCGGGCCGCCGGUGCGCGUGCGCGGCGCCGAACCAGCGCAGGGCUCGGCUGGAUGCGGUUUGAGUGUUUGAGCGUCUGCGCAUCACCGCGGCUGCAGAGGGCAGA
Emiliania huxleyi CCMP1516 is the source of this 2557-nucleotide messenger RNA. RefSeq lists its product as hypothetical. Lineage: Eukaryota; Haptophyta; Isochrysidales; Noelaerhabdaceae. Gene Ontology annotation, molecular function: potassium ion transmembrane transporter activity. Bases 1 to 2166 code for a protein of 721 amino acids. The transcript is spliced from 2 exons. The record is from RefSeq and is a predicted model, not a curated record. Gene Ontology annotation, biological process: potassium ion transmembrane transport. Gene Ontology annotation, cellular component: membrane.